Molecule: messenger RNA, 4890 nt
Organism: Monomorium pharaonis (pharaoh ant)
Lineage: Eukaryota; Metazoa; Arthropoda; Insecta; Hymenoptera; Formicidae
Product: PR domain zinc finger protein 10
Exons: 11
Coding region: 379-3402 (1007 amino acids)
Biological process (GO): regulation of transcription by RNA polymerase II
Molecular function (GO): RNA polymerase II cis-regulatory region sequence-specific DNA binding; DNA-binding transcription factor activity; protein binding
Source: RefSeq, a predicted model, not a curated record
GCGAGAUCGACAUCGACUGUUGACGGGUCAGUGCUGCUGCAGCAGCAGGUGCAUCACCGAGUGAGAGGUGCAUCGACUUCGAAGCCUAUAUGUCGAGGCUGACGGGUCUUCUCGUGUGAGUUCAAAAUAACGGAGGUCCAUACAACGAACACCUGUUUCCUGUUCCUCGCGCGAUGUCGUCCGUCGCCCGCAUCAUUCCCGCAACAUCAAGGGUCGCGCGUCGCGCGGGUUAGAGCAACCUGGUGUCACGGUCUUCACGAUACGUCAAGCUCUCUCCCUCAUCCUAGUCCCGUGCACAUCUGUACGGGCGAAUGUGACUGCAAUACAGGCGCGAGCGACAGAACCACGGACCUCGCUGGUGCGAUACGUCAACGUAAGAUGGAUCCAAGGGGCCCUCCUGAGGGGGCCCCUGCCGAGUCCUUCGAGAUAUCCAGCAUCGACAGGGGAGCUGACACCUUGGUGAAUUGGCCUACGGAUCACCCCUUCGCCACGUCACUAUACGAACAACCGAAGAAGCUUAACAACAGGCUCUUGUUCCUGACUGUGGAAUAUGUGGAAGAUCAAUCCCGGCUGUUUCCAACGUACGAGCAGAUCUCCUUUUCUCCGAGAGCAGCAUCCCCCUUAUCUGAGUUUGAGCAUCGAGUCAGCCCACUGGAUCCAAAUAUGAGCUCUGCCGCUAGAUACUCCCCUACACCAGUUCAGUUACCUUCCUCUCCUUUUCACAAUUCCGUUGUUGUGCUCCAAGGCCCAUCUUCACCCUUGAUGUCCCAGCCUGAACCAAACAUACGGACGAGCAUCAAUUAUGUGACUCAAUUGGCUCAACCAAUUGAUACUCAGACUGUACCUCAAACAGAUACUACCACAGACUUUGUUGGCAAUGGAAACGAAGAUGGAUUAGUAUCCAGCGUCAGCAGUGAAUUGAUUUUAAUGCAGGAAACUGCACCCGAGUUGGAAUCUUCGGCGACUCCCUUAAUGCUAACGGGAAUACCAGGCACAGACUUCGCUUUGACUAGAGACUUUUUGGUGAUGCAAGAUGAUCAAAUAAAUGUUAUCAACACAUUUAAAAAUCAGAAUAUGGAGAUGGAAGACAAUCCUAUUGCUCUACCAUCUAUUACCGAAGAUGCAAAUAAAGAAAACAACAAUCUUACUUUGUCCGAGUCUUGUGAUAAAGAAAUUCAACAGAUUACCAAAGAACCACUGUCCACUGAGAAGAAGAAAAUAGUUGAGAAAAAAGAUGUUAGAAGAUCCAAACGGCAUAUAAUGGAUAAAAAAGAUUUCUGCAUUUUUACAGGGUGCGACGACGAAUACGACAGUAAUUGUGCCAAAGAUGAUAGCUCCAAUUUAACUGAUGUAUGCACAAUCGCAGAUCAACCUGUACCAUCGCGUGCUGUAGCGACACUGCCAGGAUCAUAUCUUUUGUUAAACAAGCUAUCUACUUUGCAUGCUGCAGCGAAUGGCGUGACCUACGGGGUUUUUGCGAAACGCAAUAUUCGAAGGCGUACACAAUUUGGACCUAUAGAAGGUAUAUUGUGUGCUUACGACGGCUCAUCUUUCGAAAAUACUUUGCCACUGCUCUACGAAACUGAAAAUGGAGAAUUUCUGAAAGUAGAUGUUUCCAACGAAAAUACUUCAAACUGGAUGCGUUUUGUGCGGCCCGCACUGACAUAUAAGGAACAAAACUUGAUUAUUUGUCAGCAGAAGGAUGGAAUAGUGUUUCUGACUAAUAGAAAUAUUUCACCAAAGGAAGAGCUAAAGGCUGGUCCUAGUCAAAAUUAUGCGAGUCGGAGAAAUUUGCCAAUACUCAAACCAGACAUGAAAGAUGAAAAAGCGGAAGUCACCAAUCAAAUAUCCACAUGGCCACGUUUGGAUGGUAAUUCUUAUAACCGACGCAUAAAAAUGUUUCGUGACGGAAAUGUGAAAGAAAAGGAGAACUCACGGCAAAAUAAAUGCGACAACGAAUGGAAAUGUUCCGUGUGCAACUUGAUUUUCAGAAACUCAUCUUUGCUUAACUUACAUAUGGUCAUUCAUUCUUCCACUGAUAUCAAAAUUGAGAAUCAAAUGUCCGCGUGUCCGCAAUGCGGACUGGAAUUUCAGAAGCCGAGCGAAUUGGUGAAUCACGUGUCUCAGCAUGGGCGAACAACGUUACCUAAGGCAAAGAAAUUAACUCCUCUAGGCUCAUACAAGUGUUCAAUGUGUUACAAACGUUUUGCUACGAAGAUACGGUUACAACAGCACUGCUUGGCGCAUGGUGCUGAGGACCAAAAACCACUGCCAUGCAGUAUUUGCUUGAAACGUUUUAUGAACAAUUCCGCGUUGUCCGGUCAUCUAAAAACGCAUAAAGAAAACAAACAGAUAUUUGAAUGCCCAAUGUGCAGGCAGCUAUUUCGUCAAGGUACGAUGCUCAAAGAUCACGUUGAGACACACAGAAAUCAAGACGGUAUAUUCAGUUGCCCUCACUGCCAGCGAACAUUCAUCAAAUAUUCGGUUAUUCGCAAACACAUACGGGCACAUCACUGCGAGAGGAAGCACAAGUGUCAACAUUGCGCGAAACGUUUUCCGACGGUCGACAAAUUGCGAAUGCAUCUGCUGAAACACUCUGAUCACAGAGAAUUCCAUUGUGCGAAUUGUGGUAAGCGGUUCAAGAGGAAGGAUAAAUUGAAGGAACACAUGACUAAAAUACAUCAUUCUCAAACGGUUAACGGAGAACAAGUAAUGCAAAAUAAUCAAACGAAGAAAUUUGUGCCAAAGGUAAAUCCAAAUGAUUACAAUCGUUUUGUUUACAAAUGUCAUCAAUGCCUGGUGGGUUUCAAACGGAGGGGAAUGUUGGUGAAUCACCUAGCAAAACGGCAUCCCGAUGUCGCUCCCGAAUCUGUGCCAGAAUUGAACUUACCGAUCCUGCGUCAAACCAGAGACUACUAUUGCCAAUAUUGCGACAAGGUUUAUAAAAGUAGCAGCAAACGUAAAGCACACAUCAUGAAGAAUCAUCCUGGCGCUGCCCUGCCGCCUAGUAAUCGACACAAAGAGUCCGAAUUCUCAGGACUGCCAAAUCCAAGCUUCAGCCAAACAGUAGGCAGCAUCACAACUAGUCCUCAAGGUUGCCAGUGGUGUCAUAAACAAUAUGCCAGCAAGGCAAAGCUCUUGCAACAUCAACGCAAGAAACACGCGCACCUGAUGGAGCCAGCGGAUCAGAUACCGCGAUCGCGGAAUCGGCCGCCGCAAAAUCAAAAUCAACCACCCGAGCUGAAUGAUAACAACUUUGUGAUAUCUGAUUACAUACAAGGAUGCGACGGAGAUUUCCUAAAGCAGAAAAUAAUGAAAAUAACAGACGACGUUGAUCUGAUAGGCAACGGUGGCCUGGAAAUGAUCGGUCAGCAGUUUGUGCGUAUGCGCGACAUACGUUGAGAAAAAGCGCAGCAUCCUCGACACGGGGGAUGAGCGUCGCAAAUUUAUCGAGAUAUGAAUCUCGCGAUCUUUGUACGUAGCCAAGAUAGGCUGCGUUUUUUUGCUGCCGUUACCAAAUCGAGGCGACGUCGCUUGAACGGAGCGAUAAAGCAUGUCGCCCGAGAAUAUUUGGGAAUACGCGGCUUUGUCAGCGUCAGUGCGAAACACUGAGCGCUGUUUUGUUGGUUGAUCUAUCGACAAUGAUGACGGUUAUCGACGGUUAUAGCCUAGUGGCUUUGACGGAUUUGUUGGAAAUGGAGUAUGCAAUUUUAAGAAUACUUUACCCGAGCCUCAAAAAAGAAAACGCCUAGAAACGUUAACUGAAAACGUCAACGAGGCUCGAAUCUACUUGCGACGGAGAACAUUGUAGUCUCGUACAAUUGUUGAGAUCUUUUCUUGAAGUAUUAAGAAUACCGUAAAGAGAAAAAGAAAAAAAAAGGUAGAACAAGUCCUGGUACUAUCGGCACGCCAUUUACGCUAGGCCUGGUAGUUUUACUUUUAAAUCCGAUGUCAUUCGAGUGUGAAGUAGAUGGACGAAAUUUAAGCGACAAGUUAAAGUAAUGUUAAAAAAAAUCAGCUUAAAUCUGGCGGCGGACAGGUCCGCUGCAUCUUAGACCAGCGUGACUUUAUCCGCACGAUAAUGUGAUUGGACGAGUAAUGUUAAAGAUUCGUUAUUUGCAACGUAUUUGGCUUCACUUAAUGGCGAGCGAUUGUCUGUAGAUUACGUGAAAGCUUGCGAUCUCUGCGAGAAAUCGUCCAUUUCACUUUUGCUCUUUCUCUCUUUCUCUAUCGUAAUUCCGAGAUCUCGUAAACGCUUGCGUCCAUGUUCUCAUUUUAGAAUAAUAUACAAGUAACAUACGCGUUCUUAGAUCUUCAACGGAACAUACUGUUUUCACGUAAUCGUUUCAUAAUCGCUGGUCUCAUCCACGUAUGAAUCUAGUCGUCACAGCCGAGGCUUGUUUGAAUCGUCGGCUCGCGAGAUGUCCGGUUUUAAAUCGACGCACGGUACCGUAGUUACGUAGCCAUGGGGGACUUUUAUUGCCCUCGCGAUUUUACGAAACAGCAGGAGCAACGUACGUGUAUUUUAAACUGUGUAUUCCUGGCCGCGCGUUCACUCACACGUAAGCACACGUACACCACGAGUUUCUGCAAAAGAUUGUCCAAAGAUUGUGUAUUCCGCAACGUGUCUGAAUUCGGAAUAAUUGUGUCCUCUCGUAAAAUCCUAUCCGGUUGAUGUAUGUCAUUAAGUAAAACUCGCACGAACAAUUUUCACACUCAGAGAAAUUCACCGACGAAACGAUCGAAGCGACGUUGAUUUUAUUUUACAUGCGGUAUAUACACGACAUUGUUGCAAUUACGAAGACAGGAGAUUGCAUGUUUGUCGAUGUCGUUGAGUACACGAAGGACUGUACUAUAAACAAGAUUUAAAUAAAGUUAUUCGAUGAGCGA